AAGCCAGUCUUCUCAUUCACUCUUCACAUCUACAUUUGUUUAUUCCUUCCCGCUGUGCGGAUCACUUUCACUUAUCAACACUUCCAAUAAUCAACUAUUUCAACACCAACUCUACAACUCCAAACCGCCAAUAUGCAGUUCUCCAUCACCGCCGUUCUCUUUGGCCUCGUCGCCAUCUCCUCUGCCGCCAUUACCGAUGUCGAAGGCGUUCGCAACACUCCCCGCAGCGAGCUUGAGAACCGCCAGGCAGCCAACGGCGCUUGCUGUAUCCCCAACCAAUCUUUGAAGCAGGAUGCCUGCACAGUCAACGGAGCGGCUGGCAAGUGUGUACCUGGAGGCCCAGCUCAAUGCAACGGUGCUCUGAACUGCGUUGCAAACAACCAGUUGGUGUGCGACAACAACGUCACGGAGCGGUCCGGCGUUCUGUGCCGCUUUCAGGCAGCCAAUGGCAAAAUCCAGGACGGUGCCGCGCAGAUUGACAGCCUUGCCCAGGCCAAGGUCAACUAGAAUGGGGUGUUAAUAGGUGGAGUGGGGUCUUGAAUUGAUCUGUAAAUUUGUAUAGCAAGCCUUAGACCAUAACAACUUGCUGUCGCACAGCAGGUGCGUAAAUACAUGUCUUUGAAAA
Molecule: messenger RNA, 625 nt
Organism: Pyrenophora tritici-repentis Pt-1C-BFP
Lineage: Eukaryota; Fungi; Ascomycota; Dothideomycetes; Pleosporales; Pleosporaceae
Source: RefSeq, a predicted model, not a curated record